AGCAACAGUUGGCCCCGCCGCCGCCGCCGCCCAGCAUGAAAGUGUGCCGGCGGAAAGCGCUGGCGCUUUGCCUGGGCUACGCGCUCCUGCUGCUCCUCGCCGCCCUCAACCUGCUGGAGUACAAGUGGCGGCGGGAGCCGCGGCGCUGCGGGGAGCCCCCGGCCGUCCCCCGCCAGCGGCCCCCUCCGCCGCCGGCCGGGAGCAGCGCUCCGCAGAGCGGGCGGAGGCAGCUGGUGUACGUAUUCACCACCUGGCGCUCCGGGUCGUCCUUCUUCGGGGAGCUCUUCAACCAGAACCCCGAGGUGUUCUUUCUCUACGAGCCCGUGUGGCACGUCUGGCAGAAGCUGUAUCCCGGGGACGCCGUCUCGCUGCAGGGAGCGGCCCGCGACAUGCUGAGCUCCCUGUACCGCUGCGACCUCUCCGUGUUCCAGCUGUACAGCACGGCGGGCGCCGGGAAGAACCUGACAACGCUGGGCAUCUUCGGGGCGGCCACCAACAAGGUGAUCUGCUCGUCCCCCCUGUGCCCGGCCUACCGCAAGGAGGUGGUGGGCAUGGUGGACGACCGCGUGUGCAAGAAGUGUCCCCCGCAGCGCCUCAGCCGCUUCCAGGAGGAGUGCCACAAGUACCGCACGCUGGUCAUCAAAGGCGUGCGCGUCUUCGACCUGGCCGUCCUCGCCCCGCUGAUGCGGGACCCCACCCUGGACCUCAAAGUCAUCCACCUGGUGCGGGACCCGCGGGCGGUCGCCAGCUCCCGCAUCAAAUCCCGACACGGCCUCAUCCGGGAGAGCCUGCAGGUGGUGAGGAGCCGCGACCCCCGCAUCCACCGCAUGCCCUUCCUCGACGCCGGCCACAAGCUGGGCGGGAAGAAGGACGGCGGGGGCGGCUCGGACUACCACGCCCUGGGUGCCAUGGAGGUCAUCUGUAGCAGCAUGGCCAAGACCCUGCAGACUGCCCUGCACCCCCCGGACUGGCUGCGGGGCAACUACAUGGCUGUGCGCUACGAGGACCUGGUGAUGGAGCCCAUCAAGACCCUGCGGCAGGUGUACGGCUUUGUUAACCUGGCGGUCAGCCCGGAGAUGGAGAAGUUCACCCUCAACAUGACCAGUGGCCCCGGCUAUUCCUCCAAACCCUUUGUGGUAUCGGCCCGGAAUGCCACGCAGGCGCUGAGCGCCUGGAGGACUGCGCUCAGCUUCCAGCAGAUCAAGCAGGUGGAGGAGUACUGCCAGCAGCCCAUGGCCCUGCUGGGCUACGAGCGGGUUGGCAGCCCCGAGGAGGUGAAGGACCUAAGCAGAACGUUGCUCAGGAAGCCGCGGCUGUGAGCGGGCAGCGCUAUGUGGCCGAGCCCCUCUGGGCUGGUGGAAGGGUGGGGGUCAGGAGAGGGUUCUGGGUUCCUCCAAAGACUGCUGAAGGGUAACAUGCAGUAGUAAUGUGAUGAUUUCUGGUUGUUUUUUUUUUUUCUUUUUUCUUUCUUUUUUUUUUCUUUCUUUUUUUUUCCUUUUCUUCACUUGCAAUGGGUUAGAUGUGAUUUAAAACAGAAAAUAAAGUGGAACUGAAAAUGAGUGGAAGCUCCCUUUCCCCUUCUCUAAAAUGUCGGGGGAGCCUCCUACCAAAACCUUAUUUAUGGAGUUCGUGUGGGCUGAAAGGUGAUAGCAAAAACUCCGGCACAAUUUCUCAUCCAUUUAUGUCUCCCUGGGUGGAGAGGAGAUGCCCUUGGGAAGCGAUGCUGAAAAUCAGGCUUUUGUGUGGAAGUAAGUGUUAAGACAUGAGAGUAACAAACAAUAAAUGAUAUUCAUUUUUAUAAUUACCUCAAUUGUUUGGGAAUUACAGCGUUUCUGAUGUACAGCUAGAGGGGAGGCUUGCUUGGAAUAGCACCGAGGGCUUUUUUAAGGUUAUGGGCAGAGGGCUGGAGUGUAACAUUGAUGUGUCCGAAGAUCGGAAGCUGUUCGUGCACAAACAGGGAUGGACUCACAGAUGCAGUGCGGGUUCUGUAGCUGUGUCAGAGCAGGCUUCUAUUUAACAACUGUCUUUUGUUGUUGUAUUUAAAAAGUCUUCAAGUGCCACUGUAUUAGCGUCCUAAGAGUUCUGAAGUGUUUGCCACCAGAGCAGUAUUUAUUUUUGUCUUGAUAUGUAUGCCUGGGAGUCACCGUCAAACCGAAGUGUGACAAAACUGCAGGAUUUAAAAAGACAUUUAUCAUACUGGAAACAUUAGCAUGUGUGAAAACAAUUAAAAUUAUAUAUAGUA
Molecule: messenger RNA, 2242 nt
Organism: Lagopus leucura (white-tailed ptarmigan)
Lineage: Eukaryota; Metazoa; Chordata; Aves; Galliformes; Phasianidae
Gene: CHST2
Product: carbohydrate sulfotransferase 2
Exons: 1
Coding region: 36-1319 (427 amino acids)
Biological process (GO): sulfur compound metabolic process; N-acetylglucosamine metabolic process; carbohydrate metabolic process
Cellular component (GO): Golgi membrane
Molecular function (GO): N-acetylglucosamine 6-O-sulfotransferase activity
Source: RefSeq, a predicted model, not a curated record